GACCAAAUGCAACUUGAGUCACUUGACAUACAAAUAUGUACCUAUAUUCGCGUGCGCAAAGACACACAUAUUGUGUGCAUGUGUGAAUACAUGUUUCUAUCUUCCGUUGCACCCAAAAGAAGAAGAAGAAAGAAUAUAUGUUUCAGGCUUUCAGCACAAUAUGUUACAUGCGAAUAAGAUAAUUCUGGAUAGUAAAGUUUUGAUUUCGUUGCUUAAUUUUCUUUGACUGCAUUACACAGGAGUGUUCUUUGCAGCAAGGCUUCUGUGUGUACCAUGUGUGUUUGGAUUUUUAAUCUAUAAGUUCAGCAGAAGAAAUUUAUCCACCUUUGAUAGCAUAGAAGGUUUCUUACAGAGUCAGAAUCACCUUGCGUAGGUACUCUUACACUGAUAUCGAUCAGAAAGAUGACCAAUGGUUUUAGGGACAAGUUGGGGGAAGGAGGAUAUGGCUCUGUAUACAAAGGAAAGGUUCAAAGUGGCCCUCUAGUAGUAGUUAAAAUGUUAAGCAAGCCUAAAGCUAAUAAGCAAGAAUUCAUUAACGAAGUUGGUACCAUCGGAAGGAUUCAUCAUGUCAAUGUUGUUCAGCUAAUUAGAAAUUGUGCCGAGAGAUCUAAGCGUGCUCUUGUGUAUGACUUCAUGCCUAAUGGGUCCCUUGAGAAGUACAUCUUUUCUCAAGAAGGAAAAUUGUUUCUACGUUGUAAGCAAAUGUUUAACAUUUCUCUUGGAGUGGCUCGUGGCCUUGGAUAUUUGCAUCAGGGUUGUGAUAUGCAGAUCCUGCAUUUUGAUAUAAAGCUUCAUAACAUUCUUCUUGAUGACACUUUCACUCCAAAAGUUUCCGAUUUUGGGCUUGCAAAAUUGUAUCCAACAGUUGAUAGCAUUGUGACAGUGACUACAGCAAGAGGCACCUUGGGCUACAUGGCUCCGGAGUUGUUCUACAAAAGCAUCGGGGGUGUUUCCUAUAAAUUUGACGUUUAUAGUUUUGGAAUGUUGUUGAUGGAAAUGGCAGGCAAGAGAAGAAAUUGAAACACAUCAGCUGAUUCAAGCCAAAAUUUCUUCUUUUCAUGAGUUUAUGAUCAAUUUGCCUAAGGAACCUAGAAAUGGGAGAGACCACAUAGGAGAGUGACAUGGUAAAGAAGAUGAUGUUAGUAUCUUUGUGGUGUAUACAAACGAACCCUAGUGAUCGUCCCAACAUGAACAAAGUCAUUUAGAUGCUUGAAGGAAAUAUCGAAUUGCUUCACAUGCCUCCAAAGCCUUUUUUGUAUCCACUAGCUAUGCCGGUUGACAAAAAUGGAAUGAACAUAUGUUUGUCCAAUUUGUCGAGUGCUUGUUUGGAUUCUAUCACUCAUAUCACAAGUGGACACUAAAUUCUCAAGACCAAACAUCCUAGAUUUAAGGCUGCUGAUUCCAUCCGAUUUGGAUUUGAUGGUUUUGGAAGACGUGACUAUCAGUUUCAUGUAAGGUGUUUUGUAGGCGUAAGCUUAGCAAGACUUGUACUUUGGUUUUGAAUCAAACAAUGCGAAUAUUGACAUUUUCUAUGUUAAGCUCUUCAAGAUUUGUAUCGUUGUUUUAUUGUAUUGGGCUCAAAAUUUGUCUCUUAUUAGACUAAUUAGUUUGAUGUUAAUUUGCAUCAUUUGGUUUGAAUAGAAACCUGAGAAA
Messenger RNA from Rhododendron vialii, 1653 nucleotides. RefSeq names its product rust resistance kinase Lr10-like. Lineage: Eukaryota; Viridiplantae; Streptophyta; Magnoliopsida; Ericales; Ericaceae. Gene Ontology annotation, molecular function: protein kinase activity; ATP binding. Gene Ontology annotation, biological process: protein phosphorylation. The record is from RefSeq and is a predicted model, not a curated record. The transcript has a single exon. The coding region runs from base 403 to 1020 and encodes 205 amino acids.